Messenger RNA from Lytechinus variegatus (green sea urchin), 3011 nucleotides. RefSeq names its product protein FAM114A2-like (gene fam114a2). Lineage: Eukaryota; Metazoa; Echinodermata; Echinoidea; Temnopleuroida; Toxopneustidae. The record is from RefSeq and is a predicted model, not a curated record. Bases 127 to 1989 code for a protein of 620 amino acids. The transcript has 12 exons.
GACGUGGACGUAAACACGGUAGCGCUGUUUUGAUGUUGCUGUGCUCAAUACUGGAAAAGGGUAGAUCUUUAUGUUCUGAUCUUAGAGGUUGUCUUAUGACCAGAGCUGAGCUGAGGAAACCUCAUCAUGGCUGAUAGUAGUGACAGUGAUGCUGAAGUUACGUUUGAAAGUGCAGACGAAGGUGAACAGGAUGAAACUGUUGAGAAAAAAGAUGACAAUGAUGCUUCCAAGCCAGUACCAUCUAAGUCACAGGACAAUGAAAGUGUUGCAAGUGCUACACAGAAAUCAACAGAAAGUGAACAUGCUGAUAGCUUCAGAACAGAAGUAAAUGUUGAUGAAUCAAGAACUAAAGGUGAAGAAAGCAUGGAAGAGCCAGACAUGAGCAAACAAAAGAAUGGAAACGAUGGUAAGGGAAUGGAGCAUGAUGUCAACAAAACUGAAAGUAGAACUGACUUAUCGGAUGAAACAGGGGGAGGAGACGCAAAGGAAUCUGUCAAGACUGAUGAUGGCAAUGAAACAGAGGGAACUCCAGGAAAAGAAAAAGAACAAAAGGAGCCAGAGGGAGAAGAGAUAGUAAAUCGAGGAGCUUCUUCUGGACAAGAGGAUACAGAGGCCGAUGCUAAAGCAGGCAAGGCCCCAGAGAAUGCUUCUAGUGCAUCAGGUGGUGGUUGGGGAUGGGGUGGAUGGGGGACAUCCCUUCUCUCUUCUGCUGCUGCAACAGUCACCAAGGUCUCUGACAAUGUUGGAAAGGGUCUUACUCAAGUCUUGGAGAAUGUUGAGACAUCAUUGGGUGUACCGAAGCCAGAGGAACUCGGAGAGAUUGAGAAGGAGGAAGCAAAGAAGAUGGCCAGGGAGAAAGAAGAGCAAUCAGCCAAGCCAGAUGAAGGGGAUCAAGAAAUAAAAGAGGGAGAAUGUUCAGAGGAUAAGAGUGAAGGACAAGAGGAAGAAGUGAAAGAGAAAGAAGGUGCUGGUAUUGGUAGUUUUUUCUCUUCAGGUGCAUCAGUCCUCACCAGUGCCAUGGGCAAGACGGUGAGUGGUGGCCUUGAUGCCCUUGAGAUGAUUGGACGUAAGACAAUGGACAUCCUCCAGGAAGGUGACCCAAGAUUAGAGAAGAAAAGAGGAAUGAUUAUUCCAAAAAGAGAGAAAAGUAACCUGUCAGAGGUUUUAAGACAAGCCAAGAAAGAUGCAGAAGAAGAGGCUGCUAGGAGACAGGAGGAAGAAGAACAUCAGAAGUACAACUAUAGCUUUCUCUUUGACCAGUAUCAAGGUCUAGCUCAUCUAGAAGCUCUUGAGAUGUUAUCCAAUCAGAGUGAAACCAAGGUUCAAUCAUCUAUCUCCAUAGUAACGGAUGAUAGGUUAGAUGAUCUGAAGACUGAACUCCUAGAGGUCAGGGAUGCAUUCCAGCUAGAGGAUCUAGAUGCAGUGGAUGAAGAAACUGCUAGCGAUCAGGACUUUGUAAAUGUCAUCACCGAGCUGCUUUUUAGUUUGAGCAUGGCUGCAACUCCAGACAAGUUACAGAGGGUUCAAAAGGAGACAAGAGAUUGGUUAGCGACUCACACAUCACAACAAAAUGAAGAGGAUGAUAAAGAGAACACGAUAGAUAUCAAGGAUAUUCAUGCUAAGGCAAUGCAGACCCUCGCAGAGCUUACAGCCAGGACAAUUGAACAGUUCCACAAAGUAUCAGAACUUAUGCUGCUAGGUCAGGAGACAGAACAAGCCAAGGCAAAGAGUCCAGUGGAAAGAGCUACCACAUUAUCAAAGCUAGCUAGUAUUUUGUCUGCGGAGGUCAGCUCUGUUGCGACCAAAUUCUGUGAGCUGUUGAGUUCCUUGGGUGAUCAGGGGUCAGAGGAAGUCAAUACCAUCAUAACAAACAUCUAUCUUGAGGCUUCUAACAGCACAUCAUACAUCCAGGAUGCAUUCCAGCUUCUCCUACCAAUCCUACAAGACAUUGUGGUGAUGACAAAGAACUCAGAAGAUGAGACCUCAUAGUCUACACCAAACUUUCUGAUAUAAAUUCAAUUCAAAGGGACAACAUCCACAGGAACAGACUGAAAUAUUAUGACUGUUAUCCCUCUAUGAAGAACAGUGUGGAGACAUAUUUGGCAGUCAAACCUGUUUCAUUGCCACGAGUAGACAGGGAUUAUAUGAUGAAGUUAUUCUUUUGUGUGGAGGGUACACAGCCUUCUUAUGGUUUUAAUUCAAAGGAAGAACUUUGGAAUAGACUGCAAUGUCAUAACUGUUAUCCCUUGAUUAAGAUCAGUGUGGAAAAUACUUGGCUGAGAUGCCAGGGAAUAGUCUAUAUUUUGUGGAGCAGCAUGUUCUCUGUUCCAUUCAGUGGAUUGUUGUUGGUGCAUAGGUAUUAUGAUCAAGACAUUGCUUUUAGCUGCAUGUGAGAUUGUCUUUAAGAUUAUUUCACAAUCUACAACUCUGAUUAUUACCUGUAAGUCAUGUCCCCAAUGCUUAAUGAAUAUUUGAGUUACUGAACUUGCCAUGUUAGUCUCGGUGGACUUGACUCUUAUUCCUCAGUCAUCAUCGAAGAGAUUGUCACAUAUGCUAAUGUAUGUAUGAGUUUCAUGUAUGGCGUAUGUUCCCACAUCUUUAGAUAUUUGCAGAGAUAUUGGAUUUUAAAACAUUGAAAUUAAUGAAAUGGUCAAUUAAAUAUUUAUGUGAAACAUGAAGUAAAAAUUAUAUAUUUAUCAAAGUGCUGAAGGAGUUUAACUUUCUGAGUGAAACAUGUGCUAUUAUAAUAAAUGAAAUGUUAGUAAGGCAAUAUUGUUAACAAGUUAACAUUUUUGUUCAGGUUCAUGUUAAUGUCGCCUUCAUAAUCAUCCUGCCAUCCCUGUCAAUAUUUCAUCAUCAUCAUCAUAUCAUCUUAGCUACUGUGAUAAUGAUUUUCAUUCAUUUUCGAUUCAAUCCUUGUUUAUUAAUGAAAGCAUUUGAUCUUAUAAUAGCUCCUUUUGUGUAAACAUUGACAUUUCCAAGUGUAUUGUUGUAUCUCAGAUGUACAACAU